AUGCAGGAUACUGGCAUCGUCGGGACUGUAGGUGGAAUUACAGCAACUGAAGGCCAGCAAAUGCGAAGUCUAAAACGUGUCUCGGAUGAUAGUACCGAAGCAGCAGCGUUCAUCUUUGCUCGAAAGCAAGCCCGACGUGGAAAUCGCGAAAGCACAACGGGGAAAGCAGAUCAUGAACCACAUGAAGUAUUUCCAUCGACUUCUAAACAAGGAUUUCCAGCAUCAUCUCCUCCACCUUGUGGAAACUUGAAGCCAACAAAGAGCCGUAAAAUGGCGCAUAUCAUGCGGGACUUGCGUUCGCACAUCAUGGUCGAAGAGAUUGAUAAUCCCGAUGACGCUGAGUUUGCACUGGGAGGAAGUGCUGGCACAAGUAGUAGUUGUAGAAGUAAAACGAACUAUGGGUAUAAUGGUCGUGUUGGUGAUCUAGUGAGAAGUCCUAGAGCAACAGAAGGAACACUCGCCAAUUAUAUCAUGGAGAAUCAACCGGAAGAUGAGUACGGGUAUGUUGACUUCCAAGACGAGGACGAUGCUCCACCACCAGCUCUUGUUGACGAUCCAGGAACUGGAGAUGAAGGAGAGGGGGCACCAGGGACAUCAACUGUUUUCAACAUUUCCGCGAAGUUGAUGCAGCAACAGCUCGACCUCUUUCUUCAAGAAGAUGACGAGUUUCUGGGUCCGGCGAUACCUUCAGCGAUAACAGAUCAGGCUUCUAACGAAGAACAAGAAUUUCAAUUCCCAGGGACUGAGGAUGCAGGAGUUGUAGAUCAGCACUUCCCAAUAAGUACAGAGGCACUCGGCGCUGGCGCGUUUUCAUCGUCCGGCGUAACUAGUACGAUCUUUGAACCUUCUACUUCUACGCAGCAUCUGCAUCGGGUUGCCACGAGUGCUGUAUCGUCAGCAGCUGCGCCUAAUGAAGAUAUCUUCAAUCAAGCGCCAGAACAAGC
Molecule: messenger RNA, 944 nt
Organism: Amoebophrya sp. A25
Lineage: Eukaryota; Dinophyceae; Syndiniales; Amoebophryaceae
Source: the annotation of a GenBank genome assembly